AUGAUCAUUGGGGAAUUCUACAUGAUACGCAACCGCAUGAUCUACCUGAAAGAGGGCUCGGAAGGCCACUUGAUAUCGCUCGACUCAGAACUCUACUUCCCUCAGGCAUUCAUCCUCCGCAAGCUCACCAUAAUCAUGGUGAACUCGGUGCGGUUGAAAUACCACGACUAUAACUCGACUCGGGAUUUCCUGUUCGACAUUCUGGAGCGUAUCGGCCAGCGAGCAAGCGGUUGA
This is a messenger RNA of Fonsecaea erecta, 234 nucleotides long. RefSeq lists its product as hypothetical. The record is from RefSeq and is a predicted model, not a curated record. The transcript has 2 exons. Bases 1 to 234 code for a protein of 77 amino acids. Lineage: Eukaryota; Fungi; Ascomycota; Eurotiomycetes; Chaetothyriales; Herpotrichiellaceae.